Populus nigra (black poplar) is the source of this 1364-nucleotide messenger RNA. Its product is annotated as phosphoenolpyruvate carboxylase kinase 2-like. The record is from RefSeq and is a predicted model, not a curated record. Lineage: Eukaryota; Viridiplantae; Streptophyta; Magnoliopsida; Malpighiales; Salicaceae. Gene Ontology annotation, biological process: intracellular signal transduction; protein autophosphorylation; peptidyl-serine phosphorylation. The coding region runs from base 49 to 879 and encodes 276 amino acids. The transcript has 2 exons. Gene Ontology annotation, molecular function: calmodulin binding; calcium-dependent protein serine/threonine kinase activity; ATP binding. Gene Ontology annotation, cellular component: nucleus; cytoplasm.
ACAAAAAUUUAGUGUAAUAAAAACAAACUCCAAAGAACCUUCAAGAAAAUGUGUGAGACCCUAAAGAACAACUAUCAAAUUUGUGAAGAGAUCGGCCGCGGUAGAUUUGGCACAAUCUCCCGUUGUUUUUCACCCAUCAAGAACGAUUUCUUUGCUUGUAAAUCUGUAGACAAGAAUCUCCUUACGGAUCCAACCGACCGAGAGUGUCUUCAAAACGAAGCAAAGAUCAUGUCCCUCCUGUCUCCUCAUCCAAACAUUGUCGAAAUCUUCGAUGUCUACGAUACUGAAGACUCUCUUGACAUGGUAUUAGAGCUUUGCGAGCAGAAUACUCUUUAUGAUCGUUUGAUAGAGAGUAAUGGAGGAUUCAGCGAAGCCAUAUCUGCGUCUGUAAUGAAGCAGUUGUUGACAGCAAUAGCGCAUUGCCAUAGGUUUAGUAUCGUGCACAGAGAUAUAAAGCCGGAUAACAUAUUGUUUGAUGAGAUGGACCGGGUGAAGUUGGCGGAUUUUGGGUCGGCUGUUUGGGUAGCGGAGGAAGGGACGGUGAGUGGGCUGGUGGGUACGCCGUAUUACGCGGCGCCGGAGGUGGUGAUGGGGAGGGAUUAUAAUGAGAAGGUUGAUGUGUGGAGUGCUGGGGUGGUUUUGUAUGCUAUGUUGGCUGGAUUUCCUCCGUUUUAUGGGGAGACUGUUGAGGAGAUUUUUGAGGCUGUUGUUAGAGGGAAUUUGAGAUUUCCGCCUAAGGUUUUUAGAAAUGUUUCCCCGGAAGCUAAGGAUCUGUUGAGGAAGAUGAUCUGCAGAGACGUUUCUAGGAGAUUUUCAGCUGAGCAAGCUCUGAGGCACCCAUGGAUCUUGAGUGGAGGAGAGACAGUUUCAAUGGUCUAGUCUGCCCUUGUAAAAUCCAAGAAAAUACACUGGAAGCAAGUACUGCUAAUAGCUUAUCACUCUGCGGUGUGUACAUAUACAACUACCUAUCAAGUCACAAGAUCCCGACUUUUCUUUGUGCAGCACAAAACCCUAUGGUGAAUACUUCCAGAAUCUCAGUUUUUUCCAUGCCAGAGAGUAGAGAGGAUGGGAGAAAUGGACAAAGAAACAGUCGCAUGGCAUCUUCUCUCGUGGGAGGCUCUGCUGCAAAGGACUGUGACCUUUUUUUUUUUUUUUGUUUAGUUUUAUCUUUUUUGGCCUUGUUUUGUGUGAAGAGAGAAUCCAAGAGAGGCUGUAGAUAGUUAAGAAGAAAAUGGUUGAGAAUCCCGUCUUUCCCCGCCUUUGCUUGUUUUUUUUUUUAUGAAGAAUUCAAGGAAGUGAGAAAGCUAAAGAAAGUUUGUAAUAUUACUACUUUAAUAUGAUGUCUCUACUUUAACUUUUUACCA